CGACGCUCUCCGAAGGCAGGACUUCCGGUGGCGGAACCGUUGCAGUCUACCCGGCGAGCAGUGAGUCGGUUCCCUUUCCCAGCGUCCGGAGAUGUCACAGCUUGGAUCCCGGGGCCGCCUGUGGCUGCAGAGCCCCGCCGGAGGACUGCCCCCUAUAUUCCUGCCGUUGGAUGGCCAAGCCCUGGUCCUCGGUCGGGGCCCCCUGACCCAGGUGACGGACCGGAAGUGCUCCCGAAAGCAAGUGGAGCUGAUUGCAGACCUUGAGACCCGGACAGUGGCAGUGAAACAGCUGGGUGUUAACCCAUCAACUGUUGGGGGCCAGGAGUUGAAGCCAGGAUUGUCCGGCUCUUUAAGCUUGGGAGACAUCCUUUAUCUGGUUAACGGCCUGUACCCCCUGACCCUGUGUUGGGAAGACACUGGCACACCAAGAACCCAGCCAGAUGCUCCUCCGAGCACUGCUCCUGUGCAUCCACAGGAGGGGGAGGAUGCUGAGCCUCAGAAAAAGCGGGUGCGGAAAUCAUCCCCUGGCUGGGAGAGCUUAAAGAAGUUACUGGUGUUCACCGCAUCUGAGGUGAAGCCCCGGGGUAAGGUGGCUGCCUUUGACCUAGAUGGAACCCUCAUCACCACCCGCUCUGGAAAGGUCUUCCCCACUAGCCCUAGCGACUGGAGGAUCCUGUACCCAGAGAUCCCAAAGAAACUCCAGGAGCUGCAUGCUGAGGGCUACAAGCUGGUAAUCUUCACCAACCAAAUGGGCAUUGGGCGAGGGAAGCUGUCUGCAGAGGUGUUCAAGGCCAAGGUGGAGGCUGUGCUGGAGAAGCUGGGAGUCCCAUUUCAGGUGCUGGUGGCAACGCAUGCAGGUCUAAACCGAAAGCCAGUGAGUGGCAUGUGGGACCAUCUGCAGGAGCAGGCCAACGAGGACGUGCCCAUCUCCAUCGAGGACAGUGUCUUCGUGGGAGAUGCAGCAGGGCGCCCGGCCAGCUGGGCCCCAGGGAGGAAGAAGAAAGACUUCUCCUGUGCAGACCGCCUAUUUGCCCUUAACGUUGGCCUGCCCUUUGCCACUCCUGAAGAGUUCUUUCUUAAGUGGCCAGCAGCCCACUUUGAGCUUCCAGCUUUCGACCCGAGGACCAUCUCCAGUGCUGGGCCCCUGUACCUCCCAGAGUCCAGCUUCCUCCUGAGCCCCAACCCAGAGGUGGUGGUCGCAGUAGGAUUCCCUGGGGCCGGCAAGUCCACUUUCAUCCAGGAGCACCUGGUGUCUGCUGGGUACGUCCAUGUGAACAGGGACACACUGGGCUCGUGGCAACGCUGUGUGAGCUCUUGCCAGGCUGCACUGAGACAGAGGAAGCAAGUCGUGAUUGAUAACACCAACCCAGAUGUCCCAAGUCGGGCGAGGUACAUCCAAUGCGCCAAAGACGCAGGUGUCCCCUGUCGCUGCUUCAACUUCUGUGCCACGCUGGAGCAGGCUCGCCACAACAACAGGUUCCGAGAAAUGACCGACCCGUCGCAUGCGCCAGUGUCAGACAUGGUCAUGUUCAGCUACAGGAAGCAGUUUGAGCCGCCCACGCUGGACGAGGGCUUCCUGGAGAUCCUUCAGGUUCCGUUCCGGCUGCGGGCGCAUCAGGACCCUGCGCUGCAGCGAUUGUACUGCCAGUUUUUGGAGGGCUGAGCCCGCAAUAAAGGCUGCUGCUUUGCUCAUA
Molecule: messenger RNA, 1694 nt
Organism: Meriones unguiculatus (Mongolian gerbil)
Lineage: Eukaryota; Metazoa; Chordata; Mammalia; Rodentia; Muridae
Gene: Pnkp
Product: polynucleotide kinase 3'-phosphatase
Exons: 16
Coding region: 92-1663 (523 amino acids)
Biological process (GO): DNA repair
Cellular component (GO): nucleus
Molecular function (GO): protein binding; polynucleotide 3'-phosphatase activity; ATP-dependent polydeoxyribonucleotide 5'-hydroxyl-kinase activity
Source: RefSeq, a predicted model, not a curated record